This is a messenger RNA of Castor canadensis (American beaver), 1754 nucleotides long. RefSeq names its product phosphodiesterase 9A (gene Pde9a). Gene Ontology annotation, biological process: signal transduction. The record is from RefSeq and is a predicted model, not a curated record. Gene Ontology annotation, molecular function: 3',5'-cyclic-nucleotide phosphodiesterase activity. Lineage: Eukaryota; Metazoa; Chordata; Mammalia; Rodentia; Castoridae.
GCGGCCGCGGCGAGAAAGUACAGUGAAAAGUCCAAGUGCAGCCACGCGCGCAAGAUGGGGUCCGGCUCCUCCAGCUACCGGCCCAAGGCCAUCUACCUGGACAUCGAUGGGCGCAUUCAGAAGGUGGUUUUCAGCAAGUACUGUAACUCCAGCGACAUCAUGGACCUGUUCUGCAUCGCCACCGGCCUGCCACGGAACACCACCAUCUCCCUCCUGACCACUGAUGAUGCUGUGGUCUCCAUCGACCCCACCAUGCCUGCAAAUUCAGAACGAACUCCCUACAAAGUGAGACCUGUGGCCGUCAAACAACUAUCUGAGAGAGAAGAACUAAUCCAGGGUGUGCUGGCCCAGGUGGCAGAGCAGUUCUCCAGAGCGUUUAAAAUCAAUGAACUGAAAGCUGAAGUUACAAAUCACCUGGCGGCACUGGAGAAGCGGGUAGAGUUGGAAGGACUUAAAGUAGUGGAGAUCGAGAAAUGCAAGAGUGACAUUAAGAAGAUGAGGGAGGAACUGGCAGCCAGAAACAACAGGACCAGCUGCCCCUGUAAGUACAGCUUUUUGGAUAACAAGAAACUCACCCCUUGGCGCGAUGUCCCCACGUAUCCCAAGUACCUGCUCUCUCCGGAGACCAUGGAAGCCCUGCGGAAGCCCACCUUUGAUGUCUGGCUUUGGGAGCCCAAUGAGAUGCUGAGCUGUUUGGAGCACAUGUACCAUGACCUAGGCCUGGUCAGAGACUUCAGCAUCAACGCCAUCACACUCCGGCGGUGGCUGCUCUGCGUGCACGACAAUUACCGGGACAACCCGUUCCACAACUUCCGGCACUGCUUCUGCGUGGCACAGAUGAUGUACAGCAUGGUCUGGCUCUGUGGGCUGCAGGAGAAACUCUCCCAAAUGGACGUCUUGGUCCUGAUGACUGCGGCCAUCUGCCACGACCUGGACCAUCCAGGAUACAACAACACGUACCAGAUCAAUGCCCGCACAGAGCUGGCUGUGCGUUACAAUGACAUCUCUCCCCUUGAGAACCACCACUGUGCCGUGGCCUUCCAGAUCCUGGCACAGCCCGAGUGCAACAUCUUCUCCAACGUGUCAUCUGAGAGCUUCAAGCAGAUCCGGCAGGGAAUGAUCACUUUGAUCCUGGCCACUGACAUGGCAAGACAUGCAGAGAUCCUGGACUCUUUCAAAGAGAAAAUGGAGAGUUUUGACUACAGCAACCAGGAGCACAUGACCCUGCUGAAGAUGAUUUUGAUAAAAUGCUGCGACAUCUCUAAUGAGGUCCGCCCCAUGGAGGUCGCAGAACCUUGGGUGGACUGUCUGUUAGAAGAAUAUUUUAUGCAGAGCGACCGUGAGAAGUCAGAAGGCCUCCCUGUGGCCCCAUUCAUGGACAGAGACAAAGUGACCAAAGCCACAGCCCAAAUUGGGUUCAUCAAGUUUGUCCUGAUCCCAAUGUUUGAAAUGGUGACCAAGCUUUUCCCCACAGUUGAGGAACUCAUGCUGCAGCCGCUCUGGGAGUCAAGAGAUCGCUAUGAGGAGCUGAAGCAGCUAGACGAUGCCAUGAAAGAGUUACAGAAGAAAACGGAGUGCACCGAAAAGUCCAGAGAACAGAGCAGAGAUGCAAAAAAAAGUGAAGGUCAUGCUUCUCCAAAUUGAUGUCCCCGUGCAUACGACGUGCCUGAAGAAGCAGCAAAGCCGUGGGCUGCGUCUGCACUGGGCUGGUGGCGCCUCCAAGGACCCUCCGCGCACGGAACAGUGGCUCUCGC